AUGCUUGCAGAACUGAAAAAACUCCUGAAUUUUGUGGGUCCUGGCCUUAUGGUGGCCUGUGCCUAUAUUGACCCCGGUAACUAUUCAACUUCCACAGCUGCAGGCGCACAAUUCCAUUACAGUCAUCUUUUCAUCAUACUGCUUUCUAACUUGUAUGCAGUGGUUCUUCAAUGUCUAUGCAUUAAACUAGGUUCUGUUACAGGUCUCGACCUUGCUGAGAGUUGCAGAAUGUACCUACCGCACUGGUUGAAUGUGACAAUAUACAUCCUUGCAGAAUUAGCCAUUAUAUUUACAGAUUUGGCAGAAGUCGUGGGAACAGCCAUUGCAUUGGACAUUUUAUUCUCGAUUCCUUUGAAGUUAGGUGUUCUACUUACUAUUCUGGAUGUGGUAGUCAUUAUGUUUGCUUACAAUCCCGAUGGGUCGAUGCGUCAGAUCAGGAAAUUUGAACUCUUUGUUUCAUUCUUUGUUUUUCUAACCUUUGUCUGCUUUGUCAUGCUUUUAGCUAGGGUGGAUACUGGCGGCAAAGAGGAGGUUCUCCAAGGCUUCUUACCUUCCAGGGUUCUUUUCGAAAAUAAAAAGGCUACCUAUCUUUCCUUGGGUAUCGUUGGGGCCACAGUAAUGCCACAUUCUUUGUAUUUGGGCUCAAAUUUGGUCAAACCAAGGUUGAAAUAUUACGAUACCACUCAUGGUUAUUACACUGCUCAUGAUCCAUCCCCAGAUGAAGAUCCCAAAGAUUAUGCAUGGAAUCACGCUUACAAACCAUCUUUACAGGCCAUUCACUAUUGUUUGAACUACUCUUAUGCCGAAUUGAUUAUUUCUCUUUGCGUUGUGGCCGUGUUCAUAAAUUCUGCAAUUCUAAUAGUCUCCGGUGCUGCGUUAUUUGGGAAACCUGGUGCAGAGGACGCAGAUUUGCUCUCCAUUUAUGAGAUGCUUAGGGACUAUGUGUCACAUAAAGCUGGCCUUAUCUUUGCUGUUGCUAUGCUUUUUUCCUCUAUUGCUGCUGGCGUUAUUUGCACCAUGUCUGGUAUGAUGGUGGCAGAAGGAGGAAUGCACUGGGAAAUGAAUCCCUUGGUGAGAAGACUUAUCACUAGAACUAUCGCCAUCAUUCCAUGUAUAUUCAUGGUUUUGUUCAUGGGUAGAUCUGGUAUUGCCAUGAUUCUCAAUCUAUCUCAGGUGAUUCUUUCUCUUAUUUUGCCUUUCUGUUCCGCUCCCUUACUAUAUUUCACGGCCAAUCCUAAGAUUAUGCGUGUUAGAGUUCAGGAUGUUUCAAUUCAAGAUGGAGAUGCAGAGCCUAAUGUCGAAAACCCUACUAAUACCCCAAACUCUCCUAAUGCGCCACAACCCCUUCCACAGAUAGAGGAAGAAGAUACCCCAUUACUCACACGCACUAAAAGUAAGGACCAUCGAGGCCCCAUCAAGUAUCAUGACUUUACAAACUCGCCAAUUAUGAAUUUUUUGGGUAUCACCACUUGGCUCACCAUCAGUUUUAUGAACAUCUACUUGAUAGUACAAUAUUUGCACGGAGAAGAUGUGCAUUUCUAA
Molecule: messenger RNA, 1542 nt
Organism: Brettanomyces nanus
Lineage: Eukaryota; Fungi; Ascomycota; Pichiomycetes; Pichiales; Pichiaceae
Exons: 1
Coding region: 1-1542 (513 amino acids)
Biological process (GO): iron ion transport; intracellular manganese ion homeostasis
Cellular component (GO): plasma membrane
Molecular function (GO): cadmium ion transmembrane transporter activity; manganese ion transmembrane transporter activity
Source: RefSeq, a predicted model, not a curated record